CGGCACACUCACAUGAGGCGAAGCCUAUCUAUACUAUUGCAAUUUGUGAUGGUCUUCUCUGGAGUUGGAGAAUCAACAAUAAACUAAAUCUACCAUCCCUUGAAAUGUAAUUAUCAAGUGGCCCAUUACCCUCAGGAGGAACUAUUGCAAAGUUGUUGGAGUAUUGGAACAUAGAGAAUGUGCAGGGUCUAUUACUGUUAGACCCUGAGAUCCAUCACUAAGUCUUCGAGAGGAAUUAGUCUUGUGUCAAUCACAGAAGGAGUAGGUCAAAGGUCACCAUGGCUCUUGUUGCAGAUACCCAACAUGCCGUGGAGAUGCUUUGCGGUAUGCAAACCGAGCUCCAGCAAACCGGCGACGAAGAGCUCGGCCAGCAACUUAGCGACAUGAUCAACAUGCUGGAAAGUCCCCUCUUCACCCAGCUGCUGACCCUCCAGCAGUCCAUGAGGCAGCUCAGGGACCAUGUGGAGUCCACGCCGCCCGGGCAACCCAUCGGGGAGUUUGACUUCAACUCGAGCGGUGACCUCGUCUUUGAGGAACCGCCUAAACCAGAGCCGGUCGAACUUGAACAACCGGGCCCGGCUCAUCCGUACGCUUACGAGAAUGAGAUUAACUUGGAAGACGAGAUCGGGAGAGUCCAGGUGGCUGCCGUGGAGCAGAGCGCCCCGGCGCCCGUUGUGGAAGCGGAUGAGUUGGACACGGGCGACGCAUUGCUGGAUUCUAUCGCGGAGCUGGCUAUGGGACGGGAGGUGACCACGGUGAAGCUGAUGAAGCCAGAGAAGGGAGGGCUUGGGUUCAGUGUGGUGGGACUUAAGAGUGAGAAUCAUGGGGAGCUGGGUAUCUUCGUUCAGCAGAUCCAGCCCAAUGGUGUGGCAGAAAGGAAUGGAGAUCUACAUGAGAGUGAUCAGAUCUUGGCUAUCAAUGGCCAUCUCCUGGACGCAAGUGUUUCUCAUCAACAGGCCAUUGAGAUGUUACAGAAGGUGAAAGGUCUGGUUGAGCUCGUUGUGGCCAGGGGGGUCUUCCAGCUUCCUGAAAACGCCCUCAAAGAAACUGACCCACCCAAAGAAGAAGAACAGCCGACUAGCCCAGAAAAGCAGCCUGAAGAUAUCCCGAUUGAGCCGCCUCAGCAUGAAAUCCAGCAGAUUGAGCUUUACAACGACGGUAGCGGCUUGGGAUUCGGCAUCGUUGGUGUCCGUGAUGUCGGAAUCAUGGUUAAGACCAUCCUACCUGGAGGUACUGCCGACAGGGAUGGGCGUCUACAGAGCGGAGACAUCAUUCUGCAGAUUGGCGACACCCCGCUCCAGGGUAUGACCUCUGACCAGGUUGCCAUGGUGCUCAGGCAAGCAGGAAGCCACGUGCGACUGACUGUAGCCAGGAGUGCCUUUCCUGCUGUGGCGUCCCCUCUUAAAGACGCGGAGCCCCUCAUCCAGCCAGAGCCUGUCAUACAGCCUCAACAUACGACCGAAGAUUAUUCGCAGCCACCACCCCAACUAGCAUUGGAAGGGGAAUCGGAAAGUGUUAAGAUAUUUGACGUUGUCUUAGAGAAGGAAGCUAAGGGUCUUGGGAUAACCAUUGCUGGAUAUGUCAGAGAUGUUGCCACAGGACAAGUUUCUGGAAUCUUUAUCAAGAAGAUUGCUGAGGGGAGUGCUGCUGAUCGUAACGGCAAUGUCAAAGUCAAUGACCAAAUUAUUGAGGUGGAUGGACAAAGCCUUGAUGGGUUCACCAAUGUGGAGGCUGUCGAUAUGCUCAGGAAUACUGGCAGUGUAGUUCAUGUCAAGCUAGCCAGGCAUCCUGAAGGCACUCUGGACAUCUCAAAUGUUAACAUGGAGCAAUUAUCAGAGGAAAUGGUUAGAAGUGAACACAUUCAGCCGACGCAGGUUGAGACUGAAGAAGAGGCCCAGCCCUUGGCCCCGGCCGCCUACCCACCCCCAGGGGGCAUUCUGGAACCUGUAGAGCCUGAUCCGGAACCUCAAGAAAUGAUGGAGACAUACGAAGGAGAACUGAGUACAGAGACUGAGGUUCGACUGAUCUCAGCUUGGCAAACCAUUCUUGGUGAAGAUAUCAUGAUUGUGGUGGCACAGCUAAGCAAAUUUCGGGAAGGAGGUGGACUCGGCAUUAGCUUGGAAGGCACAGUAGACAUUGAUGAAUCUGGGGAUGAGGUUAGACCCCAUCAUUACAUCCGCUCCAUCUUAGCUGAUGGCCCCGUGGGUCAGAAUGCACAGCUCAAGAGUGGGGAUGAACUCCUCGAGGUGAACGGAGAGCAGCUGCUUGGUCUUAAUCACGUCGACGUCGUCAAAACUCUCAAGGAACUCCCGAUGCACGUACGCAUCGUAUGCGCCCGUCACCCACACCCCGUCUUCCCAGAGGCAGCCGAAGUUCCCCAGCCUAAGAUCGAGGAAGUCGCUGUCACAGUUGAUGCUCAAGAGGAAGUCUUCACCAUGAACCAGACCAAUCUCCAGGAGUCGCUUCCAUUCCCUGAGGUGGAGAAUGUCGGUAGCGUGCUGGCCGUGCAGACCCUGAGGGAUAACAGCUCCGACAGGGCGUCCCCACUCUCCAGGGAGUCCCUGGGUGGGUUGGCUGUCUGGGACGAUGAGCUACAGACGGUGGAUCUGAACAAAGGGGACAAGGGUCUCGGCUUCAGUAUCUUGGAUUACCAGGAUCCUCUAAACCCUUCCAAGACAGUGAUAGUAAUCCGUAGCCUCGUUCCUGGAGGCGUUGCCGAGUCAGACGGGCGACUCAUCCCCGGAGACAGACUAGCCUUUGUUAACGAUGACAAUCUUGACAACUGCUCAUUAGAGAUGGCCGUCCAGGCCCUGAAAGGAGCUCCAACUGGUCCGGUGCUGCUCAGAGUUGCUAAACCGUUACCUCAACCUUUGGAUGGUCAGCUAGAAGGAGAGGAGCCUAUGAUAAUGCCACAACAAAUAGCGUCUGUUCACCAAGCACCUCCUCCGUCAAAUUCCCAUGAAAUCUCCUUCCAGGAUGAAGAUCUUGAGAAGAUUCGAGAGCUGCAAGCUUCCCUCCACACAUCUCAAAAAACUCCUUCCUGGGAUACAAGACCAAACGAGGAGGACCGACUUGUAGAAAGCCUUGUAGAAGAGGUUAUCAUGAGCGCCAGUGUGUCUUCAAACGUUGAAUCCAGUAUGGAUCUCAGUCAGGUCUUGGAUGACAAGCCAGAGCCAGCGUCAGUCCCUCCUCCUGCUAGCACUGCACCGCCAGACCUAGUGCUAGCCUCAACACCCUCGCACAUCAAACCCCAAGAUACUGAUAAAGUCAACGCUGCACCGGUCCCUGCAGUACAGAGUACCCCUCCAGAGCCCAGACGACACCCUCCUCCCCCUCCUCCCAAACCAAGUCCCCGGACCAGCGUUGCAGUAGCAGCAGCAGUAACUGCAGCGAGCACAGUAGAUGACUCCCAGAUGAGUGAGAAAGACCCACGAGUAGCAGCAGUCGCAACCUCCCACUCGCCGCUUUCCAAACGGGUGUCUAUCAUCUUGCCUAACUAUCUGGAGAAGUCUAUCGUCUUGAAAAAGGGGAACGCUGGACUGGGCCUGACAGUGAAUGCAGACAAAUCCAAUGGUGUGAUGGUCAAGAGCAUCAUCCGUGGCGGGGCUGUACAUCAUGACGGACGACUCGCCGUGGGCGACCUCAUCACCUCGGUUAACCAUGAAUCCAUGCGAGGCCUGACAAAUGCUGAAGCUCGUGCCUUGCUUAGAAGGGCCUCUCUGAUUGGCUCGGAUAUCAGCAUUACGUAUAUUCCUGCCUGCGAUGCAUCAGCAUACCGUGAGAAUCCCUCCACAAACCCGCUAGGAGUGACUGAUCCAAAUGCCUCACAGUCAGAGGGUAAUGCAGUCGCUGCACCCACAGUACAAUUAUCAUCCUUGCCAGCAGAAGAUGGUUCCGAGUCUGAGAAGUUUGCCCUACCUCUGAGAGACCAGCCUGUGGACUCGGUCAAGCUUGCCUCGGUAGCCCUCUCUCCGGUCAGCGUUACAUCAGGGAGCGAGUGGGAGGCUAUCCGGACGGUCAGACUCAACAAAGAACCAAACAAGAGCCUGGGAAUCAGCAUCGUCGGAGGGCGUGCUGGGGAUGGCCAACCAGUACAAGGAAUCUACAUCAAACAUGUGUUGGAUGACAGCCAGGCUGGUCGAACCCACGCACUGAAGACUGGAGAUAGAAUCUUGGAGGUCAAUGGAUGCGACUUACGGGACGCAAGUCACGACUAUGCAGUUGCCAUCAUUCGGAACGCUGCCAACCCAGUAUGCUUCAUUGUACAGAGUCUGUCUGCCGGCGCUAAUAUGCCCACUGGUGUCGUCUCCAUCAUCACCAAUGAAGACGAAGAUCAAGUGGUUGCCGUGGCAGCCGAGUCUUCAGAGACCAUUCCCGCAGCAUCGGACGCCAAAGAGGAAGCGAAGGCUGAAUCGGAGGAAGCGGCUGGUAAGGAAGACUACAAGGCUGAGGACGAGAUUGCGGCUCGUAAAGAAGACUACAAUGAUGAGGAAACCAUUUCAGAUAGGUUAAAGGUCGAUGACCUUGAGUUGGCACCCUUGUCACCUCUUAAGCACCAGUUGUCAUUGAGUGGCUCUGAGGAUGAGGAUGAUGAAAAGAAAGACGCUGACUCUUUGCCAGACGCUGAAAACAACAGAGCGUAUGGUAGUUUAGAUGGAGAAAUCUUUGUUGUAAAUCUCACCAAGUCAUCCAAGGGGCUCGGAAUCAGUUUGGCUGGUAACCGAGACCGUUCCAAGAUGAGUGUAUUUGUUGUGGGUGUUGAUCCAGCCGGUGCUGCCGCCCAAGAUGGAAGACUCCAUGUUGCAGAUGAAAUACUGAAAAUCAACAACUUGUCCGUCUUUGGCAAAUCUCAUCAGAAGGCAUCGGCCAUCAUCAAAGAGAUACCCAGAGAUGGAGAGGUGGUGCUGAUUGUAAGACGCCACCCUCUGGCAAUGGAUCAGCUGGCUGUUAUACCACUUACACCCACUGCGACUGACAAGCAGCGGACGUUUGAUUUGUUACGACUAGAUCCAACACCAGCAAAACCAGAGUCAGAUCAGAAUGAGAUACUAGCAUCGUAUCCAAACGUACACACUGUCACCAUAAAGAAGGGCACCGGCGGGCUGGGGUUUGCCAUCUUUGAAAAGCAAGAUUCAUUAGGGAAGUGCGGGAUUUUCAUCCGAGAUGUAAUACCAGGAGGAGCAGCUGAUGUGGAGGGCAGACUUCAGGGUGGUGAUCAUAUCCUCUCUGUAGAUGACAACACAUUGAUUGACACCAAGAAGAAAGAUGCUAUAGUGGUACUCAAAGCAACGGCAGGAAAGGUAAGCUUAACAGUCAGCUCCGAGAGACCUCUGGUGCAUUUGGAAGAUGUGGACACGGAGAGCAUUGAGCGAGAUGACGAAGAAUACGAAAUGAUAGAGGAGGAAGAGAUGAUCGUUGCCGCGGAGGUCACAACGGAGGAACAUGCUCUGCCCUCGUUAAUGGAGGAACUCAUGAAUGCCGGGGUCAUGAAGAUAGAAGAUGAGGAGGAGAAGGAUGAUGGGAUGGUGGAGGAUGAGCGAGAACAGGGAGGGGUUGAGAAUGGGGAGCAGGAGGAAGAUGAAGUAAAGCAAGAGGAGGAGAUGGAGAGGCGGGUGGAAGAUGAAGAUCAAGUCGUCCAAGCUUCAGUUGUUCAGAUUCAACACCAGGAGCCCAUCAAGGAUGUUGUAAGCCACGACAUUGAAGAACCAGCGCCCCAUGUGGCACCUAAAUUAGACACCACUACACCCGAUGUAGCCCCUGAAGCAUACACCCCUACAGAACCUGAAGGAGACACCCAUACGCCCGAUGUGGAACCCAAAACAGACACCCCUACGCCUAAUAUGGAACCUGAAGCAGUCGCCCCUACACCCGAUCCUUACACCCGUCCCAUACUUCCUGGAGUACCCACCGACAUCAUCGUUGACAAAGGGAAGACUGGUCUGGGACUGAGCAUUGUGGGUGGAGUAGACACCCAGUUGAAUAUCGUUGUUGUACAUGAGGUGUACGAAGAAAGAGCAGCUGCCCGGGACGGACGACUCUGGCCGGGUGACCAACUUGUCCAAGUCAACGGUAUCGACUUGACAAACGCCAGACACGAGGACGCCAUCAGCGCACUGCGGCAAUCCCCGGCCCACGUACGCCUGACAGUGUACCGGGACCAGCAGGCCACCAAGGACGGGGCAGUAGUAGUGAAGGAGCACGUGGGGGAGGAGGAGGAGCCGAGGCAAGAUGAGGAGAAGGUGCAAGAUGAGGAUGAGUACGAUAAGAUGCUGAGUGUGGAGCUCAAACACACACCGGGGAGAAGUCUGGGUGUUAACAUCAUGGGCAACAGGUCCGGCCAAGGGGUCGUGGUCUCCAUGAUUCUGAGGGGCGGGGCUGCUCAUGCCGAGGGUACCCUGAUGGCUGGUGACCACAUCCUUUCCAUCAAUGGUAAAGAUGUACAGAAUGCUACACGGGAAGAGGUGGCUUCACUCCUGAAGGCUACAGAGGGACACGUGUUGUUUGAAAUCGGCCGAAAGAAGGAUUCAUCGAGGGCCAGCCAACCGGCAGAGCAGAGCACCAAGACGCAAGUACAACCUGCUGGUACUGCAGGCAAGCCAGUGAGAAAUGUGGAGUUGAAGAAAGUACCAGGCAAGUCUCUUGGAUUGAGCAUCGCUGGAGGGAAGGGUAGUGAGAUGGGUGAUAUCCCACUCAUUAUAGCAUCCAUUACCCCUGGCAGUCAAGCAGAUGAGGUCAAACACCUCAAGGUUUUAGACUGCAUCGAGGGCAUCAAUGGCCAGAGUGUAGCGGGUCUGAGCUACGCCAACGCCAUCCACCUCUUGAAAUCAUCCCAAGGGGUCAUCAAGCUGGCUGUCAGUGAACUCAAUCCCACCAUGAAAGAAUGGUACCUGAAAAGCCAGCAAGCUAGCGGGAAAGGAGACAGUAUGGUCGCUGUCAAAGCUAGCGUACAGAAACCAGUGGCAGCAGUUGCAGAGGACGCUAGUGCCGGUCGUGUGAAGACAAUUGAGCUUCAACGUGGUCCAGACGGUCUUGGAUUCAGCAUCGUUGGGGGUUUCGGCAGCCCUCACGGCGAUCUCCCCAUCUACAUCAAGACGGUAUUCACCAAGGGGGCUGCCACAGUGAGCGGGGAACUCAAACGAGGCGAUCAGAUCAUUGCUGUGAAUGGAGAGAGUUUGGAUGGAGCCACUCACGAACAAGCUGUGGAUGUACUGAAGAGAGCUAAAGGGGAGGUGAUCAUGACCGUCUUGGCUUAAGCCUGGUGUGGGUCAGUGGCUCUGGCUAGAUCUGUCGUCAACCACAGCCGUAGUCAAAGGAUCGACUCUCAAAGAAGCUGUGGAUAUCUUGAAUGAAAGAAGUUUGAAGUAAUCCAAAUUGUAGCGUUUUAGAUCCAAAACGAUUGGGUUUUUUAAUUGAAAUCUGAGUCACAAUUAUUGAGUCACAAUAAGAGUAUAUUUUUUUAAUUUUUUUUUAUAAAAUUGAAGAAACAAUCGAAUAUUUUGCUUAUUUGUGGGUGUUGUUUGUAUUCUAUCAAGAUCUUUAAUACUGAAGUUGAAACCCACCGCCAGUGAAAUGUAUUCCCCACUCAAAAGCGCUUUCAAAACAUUCAUACUACCUUACUCAGUUUUAAAGCACAUAUUUUUUACACAAUCUGUACAUUCCAAACUAAUACAUUUAACAAAAAUAAAGUGUCCACCUUGAUUGUUCAAAUUCUUGGACGUUUCAAUUUUACAGAAAUAUUUUAAUACCGUUGUAAAUAUUCAGUUCAAGCGUCUAUUGUAAAUUGUUGAUAAUUUCCUCUAAUUUAAUAACAAUUUUAAAAUUUACCUUGAUGAUAACUUAUUGAUUAUUAUGGGUGCUCCUGCAUUCAUUAUUUAAAUUUAGCAACCAACGGAUUGAUUUUGUGUGAUUGAUAUUUAAAUGAAGUACUUAGAUUUUAGCCAGAAAUACUUGUACUCUAGAUUUUAUCUAAUAGUCUUUUACUAUAGCUUAUAUUUUCAACAGAUUUUUAUAGCUGUAAUAAUUUAACAAUAAAAUAGUCAGAAAAGAAAUGGUUAUUCUUUGAUUUUGACUUGUUCCCACAAAACCAGAAACUAAUGACAAGAGACAAUUCAUGUUUUUUGUGUUUUCUAAUUUGAUUAAACAAAAUUACGCAUUGAAGGGAUGGUACAUCGUUGUUGCUUAUUUAUGUAUAAGUAUUAUUAUUAAUUUAUUUGUUAUUAUUUUGUAAUACUUUAUUUUUAAAAAGACAUGUCAUGAGUGAACCUGAAAGUGUAAAAGGGCUACAAAUUGGACUUUCAAGAAACCAACCGUUUUCAGUGAAAAAGUAUUGACAAUUUGUCUCGCGAUUAAUUUUAUUGCUUUAUGUAAUCGGCCCAAGAACCAACAGUUCAACACAAUCCAUCGGAAAAACGUCAUCAAAGUUUUGUGGGAACAGAUCUGUAUAAAUUACUGUUAUUACUGCAAAGUGCUCUUUAAUCCACAUGAAAUCAAGCUGAAAUAAUCACACUUUUAUCGGUUAAAUGAAAAGGGGGAGUAGUUGUAAUCGGGGCCCCCAUUUGAUGGCGUUUCUUUCUGAAGAACUAUGCGCAUAAUGUGUAGGGCCUAGGCAUCGUGCCCUGUUCAGUGUACAAUUUUAACCCUUUAGAGUCCCCAGCGUUGUUAAGGUUUCACUCGGAGUACAAAAGGUAGCCACAGUUGCGUGUGUGGUGAUGACUAUACAGAAAUGAAUGGUCUCUAUAAGGGUUAAACUGUAAUCUCAGAUUCUUCUCCUUUCAUGUUGAAGUAAUUUUUUUAAUCCAUGAAGUUGCACAGCAGUACUAUAGUUAACUGUUUGUCACUAUAAACCGUAUUGAAUACCCCCUCUGUUGCUAUGAAUGUCGCCAUCUUGUAGGGCAAAUCGUAUGUGCGUCUAAACGCGUACAUCAACGAAGCACGCAGCGUGUCCAGUUUGAUUUUUGUGGCUCAUGUACACACACCCUCAUGCACACGCUCACAAACGCCAUGUUGUAGGGCAGGUUUUUGAAUGGUGACCUCAUAUUCCAUACCGUCUAUUGUAUAAGUUUAUCUGGUAAUAAAUUUAUCUAUCGUCCAUAGUCUUUUUAAGGUCUAAGGUCAACAAAUGUAAUUUUUUCGUAGCAGCAGCUUAUACAUUUAUAACUUUUGCAAAAUUCCAAGUGCCUUAAGAAACAUAAAGUACAUGUACCUUCUCAAAUUUGUUCCACUCUUUUUAAAUGUUGAUUCCGUUCCAAUUUUAGAUAAUUAGUUUUGUCACUGAAUGUCUGUACUAUUAAAAUGAAUGUCACGCAUAAAUGUAUUACCCAGACAGCUUUUAAUACGAUGUAAGGGUGUGGUUUUGAAGACAUUUCUGAAAAGGUUGUGGCUCUCACCCAUGUCUCAAAGGUGGGGUCAUAGAUAUAGGAAAGUACUCACAAAAAUUACUGACCAUGAAAACUAACUUGGUAAGAAGCACUGCAGCUGUUAAUUGUAUAAACUAUUUUGAGAAAGGAUUCUCUGCCAAGUAAUGUGGUUUGGAUAAUUUGUUCACCAAAAACAUUUGAGUCUGAGAUGAUUUAUGCAUUCAGAUUUCUGAGGGUUGAUGUUCGGUCGCAAGUGCUGCCGCCAGAUUUUGGAUUUGUACCCUCUGUCACAUCGCGGCUAUACAGGGAUGAAUUUGAUGUUCUUGUGAAAAUACCUUGAAUUUUGGUUGCUGGUGUAGUCUAAGCAAGUGCACACUGUAUCCAGCUGAAACUUUCAGUGUAUCUUUCUUGAAAUAUCUGGCUAUAAAUAAGCAUUAUGUUGACAAAAACACAUCUAUGACUCGACCUUUAAGCCUGAUAACCCUAAAUCAUUUCUCAUUAUUUUAUACAUAAUGCAUAAAGUGACAUUUAUAUCAUGGCUAAUGUUUCAGUUGACUUUACUUUUAAUACCGUUUCACUUUUUCCUCAAGAACUGCUUAUUUUUGGGGCAUGGAGCUGUCUUGGCAUAUUGUCUUGGCUCUCGAAAGAGCUGAUGGUGUAAUGACUCCAUGUCUUUUUUGUUUUUUUUAAAUACAACAUUGAACUAAACAAUAGUAACAUGAAACACUGUAGAGAUUGCAUUUAAAUAAAAAAUAGAGUUUAUUACAACCCAAGAAUAAUUAUGUGUUUCUUUCACAUCUUUUGAUUCCUUGUCACAACAUUAAUGGUUUUAAGGGGGAGAGGGAGGACAUCAAAAACUCAUUCACAAUGAUUUUUUAUGGAAAAUUUAAUGCAUUUUUUUAAAACAGAUUUUAUGACAUGUUAAAUUCGAUAUCUCAAAAAGAAUUAGAUAAUACAAAGGCAUCUGUUUAUAAAUCAUGUUUACUCCCUUCAAGUUUCAAGAAAAGGAAACGUUUUUAACGACGUCCUUUUUUUGACAAUCACACCUAAAAUCGUCAUACUUACAAUAAACAUUUAGAAAUUAAGUUUGCAUCGACGAUAUGAAUUUUAUUUGUGUUUUAACUGUACACAGAUGUGUCUUCAACACUGAAUACUAAUUGUCUAUUACGGCAAGACAUUACUCUAGAAUGGCAAAGAUCUUUGGUUAGAAUCACACCUAGUCCUGAUCACACCCAAGUAUUAUAUUAGUGGUGUUUUAUUCACAGGACUUAUGAAAGAACCAGAGUAGUGCUUACCAACACCUGCACACACAGCUCGGUGUUGCAGCCAUUCUGUUGGCAUUCCCUUCUUCUGUACACUUAAAGCCAUUGGACACUUUCGGUAAAACAGUACAGUCCAAGGCCCACACUUUGUGUACCACAACUUCUAU
Messenger RNA from Asterias rubens (European starfish), 10785 nucleotides. RefSeq names its product multiple PDZ domain protein-like. NCBI's taxonomy places the organism in Eukaryota, Metazoa, Echinodermata, Asteroidea, Forcipulatida, Asteriidae. The coding region runs from base 279 to 7253 and encodes 2324 amino acids. Gene Ontology annotation, molecular function: protein binding. The record is from RefSeq and is a predicted model, not a curated record. The transcript has 39 exons.